This is a messenger RNA of Aphanomyces invadans, 1926 nucleotides long. RefSeq lists its product as hypothetical. Gene Ontology annotation, molecular function: serine-type endopeptidase activity. Gene Ontology annotation, biological process: proteolysis. The coding region runs from base 1 to 1926 and encodes 641 amino acids. The transcript has 3 exons. NCBI's taxonomy places the organism in Eukaryota, Oomycota, Saprolegniomycetes, Saprolegniales, Verrucalvaceae. The record is from RefSeq and is a predicted model, not a curated record.
AUGAAAAUCUUUCGCGACAUGGGGCGGCUGGACGACGUCGUCGUCAUGGCCGUGCUCGCGUCGGCCGCCACGGCCAAGAUUGCCGCUCGCGUGCACCGUGAACUCGUCGAAAGUGGUGUCGCCCACAAUGUGGUGGUGAAUUUUGUCCGACCGGCGCUGCCGUCGUCGAUGUUCCUUGAAGGGCCGAGACGGUCCCGCGCCGGCCUCGUGCAUCGACUCGAGACCGAGGCCAGCAAGUCCAAGCACGUGGUGGACACUGUCCUCGGGCCGCGAACGAACAAGUGCGACAGGUUUUUCUACAUCGAUAACACGUUCUUCCCGUGCGGCACGUUGACGACCAAGGAAAUCCGAGCCCUGGCGGACCACCCGAACGUCCAUUCGAUCACGAAAGCGGGGGUUGCCCACGUCAACCCUGUCAUGGUCUCGGCCGUAGUGUCGGGGGCCAACGUCACCGCGACAAACCAGUGGGGUGUGGACAAGAUCCAAGCGGCCGCAGCAUGGGCGAGCGGCCACACGGGCGCGGGCAUCGUCGUCGCCAGCAUCGACACGGGCGUUCGUGUCUCCCAUGAAGCUGUCAACGGCAACUGGCGCACGAGCUUUGGCUGGUUCGAUCCGCAAGGUGGCACGACGACGCCGACCGAUUCAAACGGCCAUGGCACGCAUGUGAUGGGCACGAUCGCCGGGCAAACCAUCGGCGUGGGGGUCGCCCCCGGGGCAACAUGGAUUGCAUGUUUGGGAUGCCCCAACUCGAGCUGUCCGCAAGCGACAUUGACCGCGUGCGCGCAGUGGCUGCUGUGCCCGACCGAUGCAGUCGGCAACAAGGACUGCACGAAGGCGCCGCACGUGAUCAACAACUCGUGGGGGUCGACCGAUGGCACCGCGACGUGGUUUGAGCCAUCGAUUGCAGCAUGGCGUGCCGCUGGGAUCAUUCCGGUUUUCUCCAACGGCAACAGCGGCAGUGCGUGUGGAACAGUGGGCAGUCCUGGCAUGUCCCCACAAGUUAUCGGAGUUGGUGCAACCGACGCGAGCGACGUCCUGGCGUCGUUCAGCUCGCGCGGGCCCACAUACGACAACCGGGUCAAGCCCGACGUGUCCGCGCCGGGAGUCAAUAUCGUUUCUUCGUACUUUUCCAGCGACACCACGUACGCAUACAUGUCUGGAACGUCGAUGGCUGCCCCCCAUGUGACCGGUGCCAUUGCGUUGUACCUGUCGGCCAACCCGACCGCCACGUUUGCCAACGUGCAGUCGGCGCUCGCCCUGUCGGUGGACACACCUGGCCUAGCUGUUCAAAAUCAAAACUGUGGUGGCGUCUCCGACGCAACGUACCCCAACAAUAACUACGGCUCCAACCCCAGCUCCAACCCCAGUUCCAACCCCAGCUCCAACCCCAGCUCCAACCUCUGCUCCAACUCCCGCCCCAACUCGAGCCCCAAGUCCACCAACGCCAUGCUCGACUCCAAAACCUGCUUCAAAACUAAAGUCACGAUCGUUCUUGGGCAUGCGCUUGGUCCCGUUGCAUGGAACGACGACAUUGCGGCCCAAGUGCAAAUAUGGGCGGACACGUGCCCCGGAUUUGAGCAUGGAGGUCCUAGCAACGGCUGGCAAAACUUGGCCACCUACGACCGAUGCGGCGCGGACAGGUGCUUGGCGAUGGCGGGGGCGGCAUGGCUGUGGUACGACAGCGAAGAGUCGUUGUGGGAUUUCACGACCAACCAAUGCACGACGGGGUCGUGGGCCGAUUGUGGCCACUUUUCCAACAUGAUGAGUCCUCAAGUCACGUCGAUGGGCUGCGGCUGGUCCGAGUGCGACAACGGCGACUUUGUCUGGUGCAACUUUGACGCGCCCGUCAUGUACCCUCGCGUGCCUCCACGAACGAGCACCAAGGCGCAAAUUGCUGCCACGAUCGUCCGUUCUGCGUUGUCUUGA